AGAGCCAGAUAGGCCAUGCCGCGGAAGAAGCCUUUCAGUGUGAAGCAGAAGAAGAAACAGCUGCAGGAGAAGCGCGAGAGGAAACGAGGGCUGCAGGAUGGGGUACGCUCCAGCUCUAGCAGCCGCAGCGGCAGCCGGGAGCGGAAGGAGAAUCAGACUGACACCUCUGAUGGGAAAUCUAUAACCCAGCAGAUUCGUCGUCUCAACCAGCAGCCAACCCAGGGCCUUGGCCAUAACUAUGACCCUAAUAGAUACCGAUUACACUUUGAAAGAGAAAGCCGGGAAGAGGUGCAGCGGAGAAAGAAGGCUGCUCGACAACAAGUGUUGAAACCAGUCAGUGAAAAAUCUCUGGAGCUUGACAUUGGAGACAUCUACCGUCCAGGCUCUAACUUAGACUUUCCCCGUCGCCCGAGUUGGAACUAUGAGAUGUCCAGGGAGCAAUUGAUGAGCCAGGAAGAACGGAGCUUCCAGGAGUAUCUGGACAAGAUCCAUGGGUCCUACACCUCUGAGCAGCUCAGCUACUUUGAACACAACCUAGAGACUUGGCGGCAGUUGUGGCGUGUGCUAGAGAUGUCUGACAUUGUCCUCCUCAUCACAGAUAUACGUCAUCCAGUCAUCAACUUUCCCCCAGCCUUAUAUGAGUAUGUGACAGGGGAGCUAGGGCUGUCACUGAUACUAGUGCUGAACAAAGUAGACCUAGCUCCCCCAGCUCUUGUCAUAGCCUGGAAGUAUCACUUUCGCCUACACUACCCCCGGGUCCACAUUGUUCUUUUCACAUCUUUCCCUCGGGACCCCCAAACCCCAAAGGACUUAAAGACUGUCUUGAAGAAGCGCCGGAAGCAAGGAAGGAUUUGGACUCGUGCCCAGGGACCAGAACAAUUGCUAAGGGCUUGUGAGACCAUUACUGCAGGAAAAGUGGACUUAAGUAGCUGGAAAGAAAAGAUGGACCGGGAUGCAGCUGGAGCAAGUCGGGACACUGGCUUAGGGGAGGAAGAAGACGAUGAAGAAGCAUCAGCAGUAUUGGUGGAACAGCAAACAGAUGUUACUCUGGAACCAACUGGCCCUAACCGGGAGCGAUAUAAGGAUGGAGUUGUGACUAUUGGCUGUGUGGGUUUUCCUAAUGUGGGAAAGUCAUCCCUGAUCAAUGGGCUGGUCGGGCGGAAAGUGGUGAGCGUUUCCAGGACCCCUGGCCAUACCCGUUACUUUCAGACAUAUUUCCUCACACCCACUGUUCGACUUUGUGACUGUCCUGGCCUUAUCUUUCCUUCCCUGCUGCCCCGACAACUACAGGUUCUGGCUGGGAUCUAUCCUAUUGCUCAGAUACAGGAGCCCUACACAUCUGUAGGAUACCUAGCCUCCCGAAUACCUAUCCAGACGCUUCUGCGAUUGAGACACCCUGAAGCUCAGGACUCAGGGCAUGAGCCCCCUUGGUGUGCUUGGGAUAUCUGUGAAGCCUGGGCUGAGAAACAAGGUUACAAGACAGCCAAAGCAGCUAGGAACGAUGUGUACAGAGCAGCCAACAGCCUCCUUCGACUGGCUGCUGAUGGACAGCUCAGCCUUUGUCUUCGGCCACCUGGCUACAGUGACCAGCGAGCCUCCUGGGAGUCCCAUCCAGAAACCUUGGAGCUGAUGAUGAUGCAGGGGAGGGUGGGACUGUCGGAUGAGGAUGAGAAAGAAGAGCUAAGCAGUUCGGGGGAAGAGGAAGGAGAGAAGGACCGAGAUGCUGAUGAGGAGGGUGAGGGGGAUGAAGACACCCCCACUCCUGCCCGAUCUUCAAAUCUGGCAGGCUCAAACCCCUAUGCCCUGCUGGGUGAAGAUGAAUGCUGAGUCUCCAUUCCUUAUUCCAUCGUAAGAAGACGAUGAAGAAGCACCAGCAGUAUUGGUGGAACAGCAAACACGUUACUCUGGAACCAACUGGCCCUAUCUGGGAGCUACAGAGCAUAUAUAUCACACUUUAUUAUUACUUCAGUAUUCAUAAUAAUGAUGUGAUUUCAUUAGUUGUGACACUACUUUUUACCAAUACAGAUUGGUAGAUGAUGUCUGAGAGCUGUUGCAGCUAAAAGUCAUUACUAUGAAGCCUACACAAUUAUUAGAAUCUAAAUUUAAACAAAGUUAGUCUUCAAACUUAUAGAGUCUAUUACCAGCCUCAAAUUCAAUCUUUUCAAUUUAGGAGGAAGACCUGAAAGACUUAUAUACCGCUGUCAUAACCUUCAAAUCAGUUACCUUUAUGCCACAACAAAGCAACAAAAGAGAACUUUAGUAAAAUCUUACUCAAACAAUGAAAUGGGGUUUGCAAUCUCACUGACUCAGGAGUUCUUUACCAAUAAAAAUACUUAUAGUAAGAUGUAUCCUUAUUGCUAUAAGAGGCUUAGGGUGAAUAAAAAUACCUUAGAACUUUUUGAAACAAAGUCAGUCCUCUUUUCCUCUUCUUCAGUCGUCUGUCCCAGAUAUACAUAUUGUAGGACAAGCUCCAUUGGUGGUCUAUUUAAAUGUAUGUUAAAACCUAGGCAAUUGACAUUCUUCAUCUAUUUGAUUUUUCCUGUGGAAAUUUUGUAGUUGGACUACAAAUCUCUUCCAAGACAUGCUGUAAUAUCUUUGGAUUUGAUGCUGUCCACAAAAUGUGAUCCAUAAACAGAAGCAUCUAGAA
This is a messenger RNA of Sarcophilus harrisii (Tasmanian devil), 2647 nucleotides long. Its product is annotated as guanine nucleotide-binding protein-like 1. The coding region runs from base 16 to 1827 and encodes 603 amino acids. Gene Ontology annotation, molecular function: GTP binding; GTPase activity. The transcript has a single exon. Lineage: Eukaryota; Metazoa; Chordata; Mammalia; Dasyuromorphia; Dasyuridae. The record is from RefSeq and is a predicted model, not a curated record.